Messenger RNA from Haliaeetus leucocephalus (bald eagle), 2184 nucleotides. It is a transcript of the gene INAVA, whose product is annotated as chromosome unknown open reading frame, human C1orf106. The transcript is spliced from 9 exons. Bases 1 to 2184 code for a protein of 727 amino acids. The record is from RefSeq and is a predicted model, not a curated record. Lineage: Eukaryota; Metazoa; Chordata; Aves; Accipitriformes; Accipitridae. Gene Ontology annotation, biological process: adherens junction maintenance; positive regulation of protein ubiquitination.
AUGCCAUACUGUGCCGUGCCAUGCCAUAAUGUGCUGUGCCAUGCCAUACUGUGCCACACCACACCACACUACUUUGCCACACCACCACACCCAGUGCCAUACAGUGCUGUGCCAUGCCAAGCAGGCAGGCAGGCCUUCACCGUCGUCGUCCGUCGUGGGGCGGAGGCCGGGGCGCGUGGGGCGGCGCGGGCGCGGGUGCUGCCGCCGGCGGCAGCCGGGGAAGGUCUUGCUCACCCGCUCCUCCCCUCCGCCUCAAGUCAAAACACGUCCCUGUGUCCCGGGCACAGCACAGCCGGCAGCGGCGGCGAGCGCCCAGGGUCCCGGCCUGGCAUGGGGGAGGCAAGCGACACCGACAGUGGGAUCAUGCUGCAUUCGGGCCCUGACAGCCCUGUGUCACCCCUGAAGGAGCGGGCGCAGGCAGGGCGCAGGCAGCAGCAGGCGUUGGAAGCCCGGCUGGAGGGCUGCGUGCAGGAGCUGCGGCGGCUCUGCCUACGCGAGGCGGAGCUGACGGGAACACUGCCCCGCGAGUACCCCCUGAAAGCUGGCGAGAAGCCCCCUAAGGUCCACCGCAGGAUCGGUGCUGCCUUCAAGCUGGAUGAGACCCUCGUCCUGCGCGGGGACCCACUGAGCGCCCUGGAGCGGGACCUGGCGCUCCAGCUGCAGAUCGCCAAGGCCGCCCAGCGUCUCUGCCGAGAGGAGAACAUCAGCAAGCGGCUCCGCAAGCGCCGGCAGACGGCGGCACUGCUGGAGGAGCAGAAGCUGAAGGACCUGGAGAACAUCCUCAACCAGCGACGGCUCCUGGCCGGUCGAAGGCCCCUGCCUGCCGGCGGUGGAACCAGUGCUGCCGAGGGCUGGGAGCUGCCUGCAGUGCCGGCAAUGCAGCUCGGCAAAGCCGGCCUGGCCGGUACCGCCACCGUCCCGGAGCGUGUCGGGACAGGCGGCGUGGGAGAGGGGGAGCGGAGGCCUCCGGGGACGCGCUGGGUGGCGGCAGGUGCCGUGGGAGCGUUUUGGCACCCGCCGGCGGCACCGGCACCGUUCUCACCCGUCCCCUGCCCCGCAGAGCUCAGCGCCUCCGACGACAGCUCCCUGUCAGACGCCGUCCUGCUGGAGGAGGAGGAGACGCGGCCGUCGGGACCUGCCACCCCACGGGGGUCCCCGUCCCCCGAGGAACCCGCUGAGGAGGAGGUGUCGGGGCCCCCGCCGGCCCCCCCCAGCCCCUGGCAGGACACCAGCCUCGACAGACCCUACGAGAAGGCCAAAAAACCUGGCGUUGAACCCGGGGAUGGGGAAACCCGGGGUUCCCGGUGCUACCCUGGGUCCCCGCCGGCCGUCCCCACUGCCCCCUCGGCCCCCAGCAGCCCUGACCCCGCAGCCUCGCCAGCGCCCAGGGCGGGGGACGUCCCUCCCUACCGCUUCGUCCCCAUCAGGACCCUGGUGCUGUGCCGGCAGGCGGGCUCCAGCGCUCCCAGCACCCCGGAGCCAUCGGGCCGGCGGGGACAGUCCCAGUCCCUGAGGGUGGAAGCGUGCUGGCAGCCUGGUGAGCCACGGGGCCGCAGCGCUGUACCCCGCCGGCGCCCCACGUACUACACAGUGACGGUGCCCACCUCCUGCAUCCCGAACCCCAGCCCCACGCACCACUCCGGCUCCGACGACAGCAUCUCCGACCUCUCCAGCAUCUCCCACGCCACCUCCCCAGGCAGCAGCAGCCCUGACGUCUCCUUCCCGCGCCCCCCAGUCCCACCGCCCCUCGCCGAACCUGGUUACUACCCCCGGGGUGCCCACCGGUUCCUGCCACCCACCGGCCCCCCAGCUUUCCUCUACGAGCAGGAUCUGGCUCCGUUACGCUACCAACGCCUGGUGCCCUCGCACAGCCGCAUCGUGCGCACCCCCUCGCUCAAGGACUACGCGCCGGCAGGCGGCCGGGGGCUCUCCAAGGCGGCCGUGACCGAGGAGCUCAAGUCAUGGCACCAGCGCGCCCGGCUGCGGGGUGCCCGUCCCCACUCCCUUGACCGGCAAGGGGCCUUUCGGGGACCCCGUGGUGGGACCACCAGGGACGUGCCCAUCACCCGUGGAGUCCUGCCGCGGGCUCAGGUGCCCCCGAUUCACGUCCUGCGGCGCUCCCCGGAUGGCGUGCCCGUGCAGGUCUACGUGCCUGAGAACGGCGAGAUCGUCACACAAGUGUAA